UUGCCGUUUUGUUCAAGAGGCCUUGUGUAAAAGUGAAAUUAACUUAAAAAGUUUGAUGCAUUUUCUUUAACAUAGCGAAAUUUUAAACCGUUCAAUGGACUCUAAAAAGAAACAUUUCUCCCGAGCUCUUAUAUAUCACAUGCCUCUGCGCGCAGUGUGACGGAAGCGAAGAGGGGAGCGGUGUCUUGAUAUAGAAUAGCUUUGACAGCAUUGGCUGAUCUCGAUUGGUGCGCGGUUCAUUUUGAAAAUAGAAAGGCUUGCAGAAAAAUGGAGACUGAAAAAGGCACCCCGGAGAAAGAGGAGUUUGUGGCUUUUAAAGAAGUAGCAAGUGUUGCCAGGGACUGGAUGGUGGAUUUUAUGUUUAGAUCUCUUUGUUAUUACUUCACAAACGACCAAUACAAUGAAUUUGCACACACGAGGGGCGUCUUGCAAGCUAUAGGAUUAGAAUCCAGCCUCAAGUCUGACCAAAAUGAGAAGAUGCAAGCUUGUCUCUUUCUGUCACGAAUUAUGGAAGGGAAAAAUUUGGAUUGCCAGUUUGAAGAAGAUGAAAAAAUUACACCAUUAGAGUCUGCAUUGUCUCUCUGGAGUUUAAUGAAAAAUAAACAAGGUGACAGAAAAGAAGGUCUACAUGAAGAAAUCAGAAUGCUGAUGUUUGUUCAGGCUGUAGCAGUUUCAAUGGAAAAAGGCCAGUAUAAGCAAGCUUCCCAGGUCCUUGACAGGCUUUCAGAAAAACAUGCAAUGCAAGAGUCCUUAAAAAUGAAGCUAUCCCUCAUUAUUACCAAGAAGGACACGUAUCAUCAGUUUCUCAUGGCUUUCAGUUUUGACGCCUUGCUAAAGAAAGUCAAGAUAUUUAUAGAUUCUUUUUUAAAAGAUCACCCUUCAGACUUCCUCCUAAAGGCAGCAACAAAAGUGGUGAUGGUCUGUAAUGAAAAUGGAAUAGCAACACAGCAGUCCAAAGAGAAUGAGGAAUGUGGAACCCUACAGCUGGAGAGCCAUAACCCUGAAAGCAACGAAGAAACACAACAGUCUACAGUGCCAAAAGCCAUGGAUGAAAAUGGCAAUGGACAGACUGAGGUAGUGAUGUCCCCUGCUGCUUCAGGAAAGGAAAAUCAGCAGCAGUUAAGGCCUAAAAGAAAACUAUUUUCAAUGCAGGAAGCUAAUCCCUGGAAACCCGGAAGUACAAGAAAAACUGUUUCCAAUAUUUCGUAUCGAUUAAAAGGCAAGCAGUCAUCAUUGCCAGUGGUCUCAAAUGACAGAGAGUCCAAGAUAUGUCGAAAAACAGAACCAAGAAGAAAACAGCCAUGGUUAUGGGAAGAAGACAUGGAGCUGAAAGUGGGAGUGAAGGAGUUUGGGGAAGGACACUGGAGUAAGAUUCUGCAGCAUUACAACUUUAGGGGUCGUACUAGUGUCAUGCUUAAGGAUAGGUGGAGAACAAUGAAGAAACUGGACUUGGUCAUUGCUGAAAGUGAUUGACUUUAGGUGAACAAUCCAGUCUCUGUUUCAGCGUUAUUUUUAAUACCACUGCAAAAAAAAUGUAGUUUUUACUCCAUUCAUUACAAAUGAUAUGAAGCUGAAACUGAGAUUCUUGCUGUUUGUGUGGAGAAAGGCAGUUACCCACAAGAUGCAUCAUUUCCUGGCUGCUGCUGGUAUAUCUGCAUUUGUCAGAAUGAGAAUUACUGCCAGUUAUAACUUGCUACUAAUGCUAUCCUGCUUUUCUUAACAAUGAACUCUAUUUGGUAUGGAUUUAUUUAGUUUUUUCCUUUAGAUAUGUAUAUGAAAUACAACUUUGUAUUUUAUUGACACAGUGAGACCCUGCUUAAUAUACAUUUUGCAUCUGUGCUAGGUUGUUUCAGAACAUUUCCACUAGGUGGCAAUGUAAUGCAAAAAAAAAAAAAAGAAAACUCUUAUUUCCAGUGUUUUUAUUUAUGCUUUAUACCAUUUUCAUGCAGUCUGUGUGGCCCAAUGUGAGUUAGUUUUGAUUGCGGUUUAUUGGCAACGUGUAUAAGACCCGAGUAUUAAAUCUGAAAUCAACAUGCCUUAACAAUGCAGUUCUUGGUCACUGCUGCUGUCACUCUUCAGUUUGUCUCUUGGCUGCAGAAAUAUUUAGUACAGUACAUUAUGGUGCUCCAUGUUACAUUUAAUGUCACCAUUGUUGGAACUGGAAUUCUCUUUUUGUAUUGUUGCUUGUAAAAGGGUUGUUUCUUUGAAAAUCUAGCUGCCAGUCCAGUAUAAUAAGCAAUGUAUAAACAAUGACAUGAGACGAUGUUCCUGAAAAUUGGCACCAACCAGCAGUCACUCCAGAGCACAGAGCAGCAUUUACACAGAGCUGACAGGUGGGAGCUAGGGUGUCCUGCUCUCAUCUGUUCAGGUACUGCAGGGCAGAGUGGGUUUUAUAUAACACGUCUUCUGUGACGUGUUUCUUCUGAAACUUAGACCUGUAUUGCUAAUUUGAUAUGCAUGUUGGUUUGUUCACUACAACCACUUUAAUAGCUGUGGUACAAGAAACGGGCAUUAACCUUGCUUCCUCAAUCUGUUGCAAAAACAUGCUUGUAAAUAUGGAAUGUAAAUACACAUUGAACACAAGGUAUUUGUUCUCAUCAGAAAAUAAAGUUUCUUUAACAUUUAAAUCA
Messenger RNA from Polyodon spathula (Mississippi paddlefish), 2630 nucleotides. RefSeq names its product telomeric repeat binding factor (NIMA-interacting) 1 (gene terf1). The record is from RefSeq and is a predicted model, not a curated record. The transcript has 11 exons. Lineage: Eukaryota; Metazoa; Chordata; Actinopteri; Acipenseriformes; Polyodontidae. Gene Ontology annotation, cellular component: nucleus; chromosome, telomeric region. Gene Ontology annotation, biological process: telomere maintenance. Gene Ontology annotation, molecular function: protein homodimerization activity; telomeric repeat DNA binding. Bases 268 to 1473 code for a protein of 401 amino acids.